AUGAAAUUUCUUUUUGUUAUUCUACUAAUAGUUGUGGUGAUGUUUGCUAUCCAAACUGUUGCUGAACUUUAUCAAUCAGUAAAUGAAUCUUUUGAUAGUUGUAGUUUAUAUUCUCCAGAAAAUCGAAAUGGAAAAAGAUCAUGUUUAAAUCCGUUAGAUGAACCGUUUGUUCGAAGCUGUUUGAAAACUUGUAAACUGUGCUGUCACGACAAGAAAUACAACUGUAAUAAUCGAGAAAAUGCAACUGUAUGUGAACUGGUGGGAAUCGCAGGACUUUGCGACGACAAAGAUUAUCCAAAACUGGGAAAGGAAGCAUGUCCAAAAACUUGUGGUAAAUGUGAGGAAUUAGGAGAGUGUAAUGACAAAGGUGGUGAACAGUGCCUCAAAUUUAAGCAGUUUUGUGAACAGAAAAGUCAGUUGGGAGAUUAUGCUAGAGAAAACUGCAAGUUUACAUGUAAUAAAUGCAACACUGAUGGAAAUUUAUAUAAGCCAAAAUGUUUCUGCUACAACCAUAAUAAACAGCUAAACUGUUUAGCAAAAAUUCUUUUUUUUUAUACCUCACUUAUAGGCAACUUUAGCGACAGAUAUUUAUUUAUUUAUUUAAUUAUUUUUUGUUGUUGUUUGCAUAAAUUGAUAGCUUUUCGUAAAAAUUUUAAAAAACUGAUCUUUUUACUGGUUAACCAGUUCAAAAAUUAG
Enterobius vermicularis (human pinworm) is the source of this 696-nucleotide messenger RNA. The record is from the annotation of a GenBank genome assembly. NCBI's taxonomy places the organism in Eukaryota, Metazoa, Nematoda, Chromadorea, Rhabditida, Oxyuridae.